Molecule: messenger RNA, 3321 nt
Organism: Mustela lutreola (European mink)
Lineage: Eukaryota; Metazoa; Chordata; Mammalia; Carnivora; Mustelidae
Gene: CDH8
Product: cadherin 8
Exons: 12
Coding region: 610-3009 (799 amino acids)
Biological process (GO): homophilic cell-cell adhesion; multicellular organism development; synaptic transmission, glutamatergic
Cellular component (GO): axon terminus; plasma membrane; catenin complex
Molecular function (GO): calcium ion binding; cadherin binding
Source: RefSeq, a predicted model, not a curated record
UGAGAUCCGUCAGGGGAGGCACCCGGCUCACUUUUCCACAUCACUUCACAGUUACAUUUGGCAGGCAGGCGGGCUCGCACGCUGGAGCGCUCAGCCCACAAUUAGUGGAUUUAUUCGGAAUCUCCUUGCUUCCUCGAAUCUCCUCCGCGGUCGCCGGUCUGUGCACAGACGGUCCCGCGCACGCACCCGCUCGCUGCACUUCGGGCUGCGGACAGCCGGAGCCCAGCGCGCCCGACCCGCGUCCCCACACCGAGCCCCGCAGCUCCGAGAGGCAUGAACGGAAUCCGGAGGCGUCUGCCCAGCGCGCGGGAACCGCUCGGUGCUCGCCGCUCUCGGGAGUCGACCCCGAGCCCCUGCAGCCGUUUGUGAGCCAGGAGGCUUGGCAUUCGCCAGCGCGGAGACCCUCGAGAGCAGUUUCAAGGAAGAGGAACGCCAAUGGAUGGUCGUCUUAGAAGAGCGGCUUAGACGAUGUCUGUUUCCUGUGCUAUAAACACGUGGCAGAGCUGUAAGUAAAUGGUCCACACUGCAUGAUGAAUUGGAUGGCUGCAGACCGGAGGCAAAAAAAGUAAUUGUCUCAUUUUCGUGGUGAUUUGCUUAACUGGUGGGACCAUGCCAGAACGGCUAGCGGAAAUGCUCUUGGAUCUCUGGACUCCACUAAUAAUAUUAUGGAUUACUCUUCCCCCUUGCAUUUACAUGGCUCCGAUGAAUCAGUCUCAAGUUUUAAUGGGUGGAUCCCCUUUGGAACUAAACAGGCUGACUGAAGAACAGCGGAUUUUGAACCGCUCCAAGAGAGGCUGGGUUUGGAAUCAAAUGUUUGUCCUGGAAGAGUUUUCUGGACCUGAACCGAUUCUCGUUGGCCGGUUGCACACAGACCUGGAUCCUGGGAGCAAAAAAAUCAAGUAUAUCUUAUCGGGUGAUGGAGCUGGGACAAUAUUUCAAAUAAAUGAUAUAACAGGAGAUAUCCAUGCUAUAAAAAGACUUGACCGGGAGGAAAAGGCUGAGUAUACUCUAACAGCACAGGCAGUGGACUGGGAGACGAACAAGCCUCUGGAGCCUCCUUCUGAAUUUAUUAUUAAAGUUCAAGACAUCAACGACAAUGCGCCAGAGUUUCUUAAUGGACCUUAUCAUGCUACAGUGCCAGAGAUGUCCAUUUUGGGUACGUCUGUCACUAAUGUAACAGCUACUGAUGCUGAUGACCCAGUUUAUGGAAACAGUGCAAAGUUGGUUUAUAGUAUCUUGGAAGGGCAGCCUUAUUUUUCCAUUGAGCCUGAGACAGCAAUUAUAAAAACUGCCCUUCCCAACAUGGACAGAGAAGCCAAGGAGGAAUACCUGGUUGUUAUCCAAGCCAAAGAUAUGGGUGGGCACUCCGGUGGCCUAUCUGGAACCACGACACUUACGGUGACCCUUACUGAUGUUAAUGACAAUCCUCCAAAAUUUGCCCAAAGUCUGUAUCACUUCUCAGUACCAGAAGAUGUGGUUCUUGGCACUGCCAUAGGGAGGGUGAAGGCCAAUGAUCAGGAUAUUGGUGAAAAUGCGCAGUCGUCCUAUGACAUCAUCGAUGGAGACGGAACAGCACUCUUUGAAAUCACUUCUGAUGCCCAGGCCCAGGAUGGCAUUAUAAGACUAAGAAAGCCUCUGGACUUUGAGACCAAAAAAUCCUAUACUCUGAAGGUAGAGGCAGCCAAUGUCCAUAUUGACCCACGUUUCAGCGGCAGGGGGCCCUUUAAAGACACGGCAACAGUCAAAAUCGUUGUUGAGGAUGCUGACGAACCUCCUGUCUUCUCUUCGCCUACGUACCUCCUUGAAGUUCAUGAAAAUGCUGCUCUGAACUCCGUGAUUGGCCAAGUGACUGCUCGUGACCCCGAUAUCACCGCCAGUCCUAUCAGGUUUUCCAUCGACCGGCACACUGACCUGGAGAGACAAUUCAACAUUAAUGCAGAUGAUGGAAAGAUAACGCUGGCCACACCACUUGACAGAGAAUUAAGCGUAUGGCACAACAUAACAAUCAUUGCUACCGAAAUUAGGAACCACAGUCAGAUAUCACGAGUGCCUGUGGCUAUUAAAGUGCUGGAUGUCAAUGACAACGCCCCUGAAUUCGCAUCCGAAUAUGAGGCAUUUUUAUGUGAAAAUGGAAAACCCGGCCAAGUCAUUCAAACAGUGAGUGCCAUGGACAAAGAUGAUCCCAAAAAUGGACAUUAUUUCUUAUACAGUCUUCUUCCAGAAAUGGUCAACAAUCCGAAUUUUACCAUCAAGAAAAAUGAAGAUAAUUCCCUCAGCAUUUUGGCAAAGCAUAAUGGAUUCAACCGCCAGAAGCAAGAAGUCUAUCUCUUGCCAAUCAUAAUCAGUGAUAGCGGGAAUCCCCCUCUGAGUAGCACCAGCACCCUGACCAUCCGGGUCUGUGGCUGCAGCAGUGACGGUGUUGUCCAGUCUUGCAAUGUCGAAGCUUAUGUCCUUCCGAUUGGACUCAGUAUGGGCGCCUUAAUUGCCAUAUUAGCGUGCAUCAUUUUGCUGCUAGUCAUCGUGGUGCUGUUUGUAACUCUGCGGCGACAUAAAAACGAGCCCUUAAUUAUUAAAGAUGAUGAAGACGUACGAGAGAACAUCAUCCGCUAUGACGAUGAAGGAGGAGGGGAGGAAGACACGGAGGCUUUUGAUAUUGCGACUCUACAAAACCCAGAUGGAAUUAAUGGAUUUUUGCCCCGUAAGGAUAUUAAACCAGAUUUGCAGUUUAUGCCAAGGCAAGGGCUUGCUCCUGUUCCCAACGGUGUUGAUGUCGAUGAAUUUAUAAAUGUGCGUCUACAUGAGGCAGAUAAUGACCCCACUGCCCCGCCAUAUGACUCCAUUCAGAUUUAUGGUUAUGAAGGCCGAGGGUCUGUGGCUGGCUCCCUCAGCUCCUUGGAGUCCACCACCUCAGACUCAGACCAGAAUUUUGACUACCUCAGUGACUGGGGUCCCCGCUUUAAGAGACUGGGAGAACUCUACUCUGUUGGUGAAAGUGACAAAGAAACUUGACAGUGGAUUAUAAAUGAAUCAGUGGAACUGAGCAUUCUGUAAUAUUCUAGGGUCACACCCCUUAGAUACAACCAAUGUGGCUAUUUGUUUUAGAGGCAAGUUUAGCACCAAUCAUCUAUAAACUCAACUACAUUUCAAUGUUGAACCAAAAAUUAAUAAUAAAAAUAAAAAGUAUAUGUUAGGAGGUUAUAAAUCUUGUGGAGUGUGAAUUAAAGUAUGUGGAGUGUCUAGAAGUCUUUGGAUAUUUGAUAUGUACCUAACCACCACAGACAAAGAUUGGGAUCCUGGCUAAUCCUUAGAGAGAUGGUUUUU